Messenger RNA from Exophiala dermatitidis NIH/UT8656, 831 nucleotides. RefSeq lists its product as uncharacterized. NCBI's taxonomy places the organism in Eukaryota, Fungi, Ascomycota, Eurotiomycetes, Chaetothyriales, Herpotrichiellaceae. Bases 1 to 831 code for a protein of 276 amino acids. The record is from RefSeq and is a predicted model, not a curated record. Gene Ontology annotation, molecular function: acyltransferase activity, transferring groups other than amino-acyl groups. The transcript has a single exon.
AUGUCUAGUAUGUCCACGUCCACGGAUCCUCCAAGACUACGCCAGAAAACAGGAGGAAUGGGAACGGGAACGGGUACGAUCCAUCCCAGUCCAACUGAGAGUCCAGCAACAAGGUCAAGUACAAGUACAACUUCAAGAAUAAGAACAUGGACCCGCAACAACUCCGGCGACGGCAACAGCAAUGACGGCAACAACUUUUUGAUUUCGACCGACCCAUCACUCAUCCCGAUCCCGACCCUGAACGAAGCUUUCGAGUCUGAAGAAAUGUACUGGGCCAAACCGCUUCCAGAGGAUGUUGUUCGAGAAAUGCUGGAUCGGUCUGUUUGUUUCGGAUUGUAUCUGAGACAGUCCCUACCGAAUGGAGGGACAGUAGGGAAAAGCCGCGACGAUGACGACGAGAGUCUCGACAGAGGCGGCGACAGAAGUGUCCAAUCGACUACAGUUCCAAUCCCGACUUCAUCUUCGUCUUCGAGCGGUGACCAACCGACACCAACAAAAGCCUUGACUGGAGACCAACAAUCCAAAGUUUCGACCGACGUCUCGAGUUUGAUCGGCUUCGCCCGCGCCAUUUCCGACCACGUCACAUUCUUCUACCUCACCGACGUGUACAUUCACCCCAAAUACCAAAAGCGCGGGCUAGGAAAAUGGUUGAUUUCCUGCGUUCAAGAACUCGUGGAGCAGGAUAUGCCAUUUUUAAGGCGAACAAUGUGUAUCGUCGGCGCGGGACAUGACGAAACAAUCGAGUUUUAUAGACGGUUGAUGAAGAUGGAGGUGCUGGGGGGGGAUGUAGCUAGCGUUUUGAGUUGGAGGGGGCCUGGGGCGACGUUUUGA